AUGCUUAGACAAAAAAUCUUAAGAAGACCAAGAUUUACUUCAGCCAAGUGUUGGUACUCGACUGGAAGUAAUAACUACGAUUUGCAAUUACAUAGUGCAAGAGAAGAUAUCAAUUCGCUCUUAGAAGUUCACGAUAGGUCAUCCUAUAUAUUAGCACAAUACAUACCAGAGCCCGCUAGAGAUGCUUUCCUAGCUAUACGUGCGUUCAACCUUGAGAUCAAUAAAAUCAAUGAUGGUGGCAAUAAUACGAAUUCGGUUUCUUCUAAAGCAUCGAAUCAACUCUCAGGUUCCAUGGGUAUAUCAACUACAGAUAUAAAAUUUAAAUUCUGGAGCGAUUUAUUGUCAAGAGUUUUCACUGAUCCUAGUUCAGAAAAGAACCUUGGUGAACCGAUCGCCAUAUUGGUUAGAGAUGCAUUAAGAAAUGAUCUCAAUUUGGACUUAUCUUACUUCCACCAAUUUUUGCAAACGAGAAAGCAUUUCCUACAAACUAAGAGUUUCCAGACGGUGAAUGACAUUUGCUCUUAUGGUGAGGGAACAUAUUCCCAAUUGAAUUAUUUAACUCAGGGGUUGCUCUUAUCCCCCUCUAUUUCACCCUCUGCAAUCAGUUUGUUGGAACACUCCACUUCGUUGCAAUCAAAGGUUAGCGACAUAGCUGCGCAUAUUGGACAAGCUACUGCUAUAGGCUCUAUGAUAUUGGGUUUAAAGUAUUAUUCUUCAACCAGAAACCAAGUAACGUUACCCAUAGAUCUUAUGACAAAAUUUGAUUUAUCGCAAGAAUCUGUUCUUAGACUCACUCAGGGACACCUCAAGGACGAAAAGGAUAUAUCAGAUGUACGUGAGAAGCUAAAGAAUAUUACCUAUGAAACUGCUGUUAUCGCAAAUGAUCAUAUUUUAUCGGCAAGAGACAAAUUAGACAAGUCAAGAGAAGAGAUCUUGUCAAUUGUCAAAUCUCAUCCAAAUGACCAAGUUUUACAAAAACAUCAAAAACGUUGGAGAAAAAAUAUACCUGACGUUGUGUUUACCCCUUUCAUGGUAGCUAUUCCAACAACUUUGUACUUGCAGAAGUUGGAGAAAUAUGACUUCGAUAUUUUCCAUCCUAAAUUGCAACAACAAGAAUGGAGAUUAGCCUGGACCUCUUUCCGUAAUUAUUAUCAGAGAAGAAUCUAG
Messenger RNA from Debaryomyces hansenii CBS767, 1167 nucleotides. RefSeq lists its product as uncharacterized. The record is from RefSeq and is a predicted model, not a curated record. The transcript has a single exon. Gene Ontology annotation, cellular component: mitochondrion. Gene Ontology annotation, biological process: biosynthetic process; mitochondrial respiratory chain complex I assembly. NCBI's taxonomy places the organism in Eukaryota, Fungi, Ascomycota, Pichiomycetes, Serinales, Debaryomycetaceae. Bases 1 to 1167 code for a protein of 388 amino acids.